This is a messenger RNA of Cryptotermes secundus, 2087 nucleotides long. RefSeq names its product NAD kinase. The record is from RefSeq and is a predicted model, not a curated record. Gene Ontology annotation, molecular function: NAD+ kinase activity. Lineage: Eukaryota; Metazoa; Arthropoda; Insecta; Blattodea; Kalotermitidae. Gene Ontology annotation, biological process: NADP+ biosynthetic process; NAD+ metabolic process. The transcript has 12 exons. Bases 302 to 1615 code for a protein of 437 amino acids.
AGUGUUGGAUUAUGUUCGCCGUAGUACUACGAACACUACGAAGCUGUGUAGUAGGGUCGAGUUUGACAAGUGGGAUGAGGUGUUUGUGUGGUGUUCGAAUAUGUAUACAAGAGGCAUGAUGUACUGACUUCAACCGCGGGAAGGUUAAUUAUAAAUCUACUCGGCGUUUUCGUUCUUGUAUAAAUGAACAGUAUUCUUAUUUGACUUGGAGAGCUUUCGUGAAUGUUUUCGUUUCUCUUUCAUUUGACAGAUCGACUGACAUCAGAACGGGAGUGAAGUGUUCAAAUAAACAAGCUGAAAAAUGAAUGAAGAAAAUCUACAUCUGGCACAAGCAAUAGCUGAAAUGGGCCUGGAAGACCAGCCUCAAAUACCGAAGAAGACAGUCGUCAGUAGGGUUCAGGAAAAAGUACAAGGAUUUAGCCUCAAGUUGGACGGAGCGUGCGAGCAUCAGGAGAGAAGGCGCACCCGGUCACUGAAUGCACCGAGCCCAAUCCAGCAAUUUGGGCCCUGCGGCCGGAUCAUGAAAAACUCCGCAAUGGUCAUGACAAUACAGGAUCCCGCAAGCCAAAGGCUCACCUGGUACAAGCCACCGCUCACAGUUCUUGUCAUAAAGAAGGUGCGCGAUGUUUCCGUACUCCAGCCUUUUGUGCAGCUCGUCAAAUGGCUCAUCGAGGAGAAGCACAUGGUUGUUUUUGUGGAGCAGACAGUUAUGGAUGACACUUUGCUUAUCAACAAUCCAGGCUUCUCAGUUGUGAAGGAGAAGCUCAUGACAUUUCGAGAUGGAAAGGAUGAUCUCACAGAUAAGAUUGACUUCAUCAUCUGUCUGGGGGGUGAUGGAACACUGCUGUAUGCCAGUCUGUUGUUUCAGCAAUCUGUACCACCUGUCAUGGCAUUUCAUCUUGGUUCCUUGGGAUUUCUCACACCAUUCGAAUUUGACAACUUCCAAGAGCAAGUUACAAAUGUAUUGGAAGGACAUGCAGCAUUGACACUGAGGAGUAGGCUCAGAUGUAUCAUCGUGAGGAAAAAUGAUGAACUGAACAGAACAUCGAAACCUCCCACAAAUCUUCUUGUACUUAAUGAAGUGGUGAUUGAUCGAGGACCUUCGCCUUACCUCUCAAACAUUGAUCUAUUUCUUGAUGGAAAACAUAUCACUUCAGUGCAGGGCGAUGGUCUCAUUGUUUCAACACCAACUGGAAGCACGGCUUAUGCAGUUGCAGCGGGAGCAUCCAUGAUCCACCCCAGUGUACCAGCCAUCAUGGUUACUCCAAUAUGUCCCCACUCACUCUCUUUCAGACCCAUUGUGGUUCCUGCUGGAGUUGAACUGAAGAUAAUGCUGAACAGUGACGCAAGAAGUACUGCCUGUGUGUCGUUUGAUGGGCGCUACCAGCAGGAAAUGCAUGUUGGAGAUAGCCUUCGUGUGACAACAUCUGUCUAUCCAGUGCCUUCAAUAUGUGCACAAGACCAAAUCUCUGACUGGUUUGAUUCCCUGGCAGAAUGCCUUCACUGGAAUGUGCGUAAAAGGCAGAAACAUCUUGAUGAACUCAGUGACCUCACACAUUCCAGUUCCAAUGAUACGCUCGACUCUCUUGACCACACAGAUCAGCUUGACAGCUAGACACAUGCAGGUGUGUGAAAUGGCUUAAGAGGCUGCAGAGAUCAUAUGGGCUUCUACUAAACAUGGCUGUCCUUGUCUGAUGUGAGGUGGUGUGUUGCGGUGUAUGUGUCUUUGCCAUGCUAUGAAUGCAGGUUGUGUUGAAUAUUAUUCUGCAAUAGAAAGAUAACUGAGUAUAUGUGGAAUAAAUUGGACUUCAAACAUAGUUUAAUUUGAAUUCCACUUUUUGAGUGAAAAACCAAUACUUCAUCAUUGUAAUAAUCGUCCUAAUCGUGAAGGACUUCAUUUUACGCUGAACCUGCAGCAGUACUUAUGUGAUUGUGUUUCACAGAAAUGGAUUAGACUGGUCUGGAGGAAGGAGGAGACACUUAAGGCUGAUGUUAUGUUGAAAUUUGGAGCUGUAUAUUUUAUUUACACCUGUAUUGAACUUCAUAGCAUUUUAUCAUCAUGAUGCUGUGUAAGUGUCCUUUCCCCA